This is a messenger RNA of Boeremia exigua, 3428 nucleotides long. RefSeq lists its product as uncharacterized. The record is from RefSeq and is a predicted model, not a curated record. The transcript is spliced from 3 exons. NCBI's taxonomy places the organism in Eukaryota, Fungi, Ascomycota, Dothideomycetes, Pleosporales, Didymellaceae. Bases 111 to 3179 code for a protein of 1022 amino acids.
GGUGCUUGUAAACCUGGCUAAUAUGUUCUCAUAAUGUCCUGGCAUGCAUAAAGAGGCAAGGACCCCCGUGAACGGAUCAGUAGCACGAGCCAGUGUAUCUUGUUAGCAUCAUGGAGCUCUCACCACGCCGAAUGUUGAGCGUUGUGCUCUCGGCCUGCCUGUUCGCUCCCACAACUGCCGUUGAAAGCUUCCGAAAGCCUACUGUCGAGUUCACUGCUGGCAAUGGGAGUCACAUUCUGGCCACUGGCUCAUCGCCCGCCAACAUCCAUGUUGAUGCUGGAGAUUGGCCUGGUGUCCUGCGAGCGGCGCACGAUCUCGCCAUCGAUUUUGGACGGGUAACGAAAACAAACGGCACCUUGACAGCCACCGGGACAGCCACGGCCAAUGCGUCUACGAUCUUCAAUGUUACAGGUAUUAGUAGUGACUGGAGCACCGGAACGAGGGGAAACCGCACUGGUAGAACCGCCAUCAUCAUUGGCACGAUUGGCAACUCGAGCUUGAUUGACGGGCUGGUAGCCAGUGGGAAACUCGAUGUCAGUGAGAUCGAAGGGCAAUGGGAAGCGUACGUCAGUGCUCUCGUGCAGAACCCACUGGAGGGAACUGAUCAAGCGCUCGUCAUCGCCGGUAGCGAUCGUCGAGGUGCAAUCUACGGUAUCUACGAUGUGUCUGAGCAGAUCGGUGUUUCUCCGUGGCACUGGUUCGCUGACGUGCCUGCGAAGAGCCACGCCGAGGUAUACGCGCUUGAUACAAUCAAAGUUCAGAAGACUCCCUCCGUCAAGUAUCGCGGUUUCUUCAUUAACGAUGAAGCGCCAGCAUUGACUGGAUGGGCUAACAUCAAGUACCCCAAGUAUGGAAACAACAGCCCUUUCGGAGCCAACUUUUACGCUCACGUUUUCGAGUUGUUACUCAGGUCAAGGGCCAAUUACCUAUGGCCAGCUAUGUGGAACGGGAUGUUCAACGUAGAUGACCCACGUAAUCAGCCGCUCGCAGAUGAAUACGCAAUUGUCAUGGGUACAUCGCAUACUGAGCCCAUGGUACGUGCCACCGCUGAGUGGAGCAAGGUUGCUAAAGGCAGCGAGUCUGGCUGGCAGUGGGCGACCAACAAUGCUACGCUGUACGACUACUUCUACGAAGGUGCUGAGCGAGCUGCGCCUUACGAAAAUGUUGUCACGGUUGGAAUGAGAGGCUACCACGACACAGCUAUGUCUUCUGAUGUACAAACCAGCGUACUUGAAGCCGUUGUGGACGCGCAACAAGACAUACUUAACAAAAUUCACGGCAAUGCCUCGGAUGUGCCGCAAAUGUGGUGUCUCUACAAGGAGGUUCAAGACUACUUUGAGGCUGGCAUGAAGGUUCCUGAUUACGUCACACUCCUGUGGACCGAAGACAACUUUCAGAACAUCAGGAGACUGCCUGUGGGUGAUGAGAAGAAGCGAUCCGGUGGUGCCGGUGUUUAUUACCACUUCGACUACGUUGGGGACUCGCGUAAUUACAAGUGGAUCGACACAAUUCAACUGCAAAAAACAUACGAGCAGAUGCGAUUGGCCAAAGAUCGCGACGCGGACAGGAUCUGGAUUGUGAAUGUUGGUGAUAUCAAGCCGAGCGAAGUGGCCAUCAGCCACUGGUUUGAUAUUGCCUACGACAUUGACGCAUACGAUGAGAAUUCGGUCCCUCAGUGGACCGCAGAUUUUGCUGCCCGCAAUUUCGGUGAAGAGCAUGCCCAGGCCAUUUCGGACAUCUUAGACGAGUAUGGCUUCCUUGCAAACAUGCGCAAGUUCGAGUGGGUCGAGCCCUCCUCGUACAGUAUCCACAACUACGAGGAGGCUGAUCGUAUCCUUGCGCAGUGGGAGGAGAUUGGUAAGAAGGCUCAAGAUAUCCACGAUGCUCUUCCUGCAGAGCAACAGCCUGCCUAUUAUGAGUUGGUUCUUCACCGUGUCCUUGCUGGAGGGAACUUUGUAGAUGUCCAAGUUGCAGGAGCCAGGAACAUUGUGUACAGCGGCAUGGGAAGGAACAGCGCCAACAAGUGGAUGCAGCGCACUAUUGAUGGCAUGAAGAAGGACCACAACCUUACAAAACGCUACCACGAGCUAUACAACGGCAAAUGGAACCACAUGAUGGAUCAGACGCAUCUCGGGUACCAAGGGUACUGGCAGCAGCCCAUGCGCCAAUCUACACCGUACCUACGCUGGGUUCAGACUUGGGAAAGGAGUCUUGCCGGUGACCUCGGUGUUGCCGUCGAAGGCAGCAAUGCUACUAUUCCUGGUGACGAUUCGUGGCACACAAACGGAGGCGGUUCUCUAAACCUCCCUGAUAUUACACCUUUCACCCCCAAGCGCUGGCUGGAGAUUGCUUCGGUCGGAACACAGACCUUCAACUGGAACAUCUCUGCCGAUCCCUUCAUCAAGCUCUCUCAAGCAUCCGGUACCAUGCAACCGGAUGGUGAAGAUGUUCGCGUCUACGUCGAGGUUGACUUUUCUAAGGUGCCCGAUAAUUUCGGCAAGAAAAGCACCUUGAACAUCUCUUCGAGCACAGACUAUGGCACACAAUUCGGCGCGCCGCAAGUCAUCGUGCAGGUGAACAAGACGAGCAUUCCUUCCAACUUCAGCGAGGGGUUCGUCGAGUCCGCUGGUCAACUGGCCUUCGAAGCAGAGCACUACAACCGCCUGACAGACCAGGGAAACCUGUCUUUAAUCACCCUACCCAAGUACGGUCGCACGCUUUCUGCCAUCAAGCUCAACGAUCCACUAGCCGAAGGUCUUACCUCCGCAACCGCGCCGACGAUCGAGUACGACUUUUUGACAUUCACACCCACAACCGCAGCCAAGGGCCUCAACGUGACCUUGAUUCUGUCUCCCAGUCUCAACAUUGAUCCCAAAAAGCCCCUCGCUUAUAUCACGCAAAUCGACGAUAAGCCCGAACAGCGUCGCCAGUAUGUCAUCGAUCAACCACAGCCGAACUUCCCUGUUGGCUGGGGCACAGCAGUCGCGCGCAAUGCGUGGUACAAUACCACAAACUUUGGAGAAGUGGCGCCGGGAAAGCACACGCUGAAGGUCUGGCUUGUGGAGGCGAACGUUAUACUGCAAAAAGUAAUAUUGGAUUUGGGAGGCGUCGUGUACAGUCACAACGGCCCGCCAGAGAGCUACAAAGUGGGUGGUGGAAACUCAACAACGGGUUAUUAGGACCUUGAGCAGAAUUGUAGAUGACGAUAAUGAAGAGCUCCCUGCAUGCUGUCCAUUCGUGUGUCCCGUAGCAGAGACCGCAAGUCUCCGAAUCACGUGCAGUCUGCUACUCAUCUCCACGAAUCAACGAAAUGUACAAGGCCGCGCCUCAAGAUCGACUCAACAAUGGCGAUCCAGUGGCAAACAACGUGACUGUUGAACUUAGGGUUACCACGAGUAGUUCUCUCUAUGUCUGCUUUAGGAUAGUGU